Messenger RNA from Mirounga angustirostris (Northern elephant seal), 1855 nucleotides. It is a transcript of the gene C2CD4A, whose product is annotated as C2 calcium dependent domain containing 4A. The transcript has a single exon. The coding region runs from base 560 to 1639 and encodes 359 amino acids. Lineage: Eukaryota; Metazoa; Chordata; Mammalia; Carnivora; Phocidae. The record is from RefSeq and is a predicted model, not a curated record.
AGAAGCUGCGCGCCUCCCUGGCACCGUGCCUCAGGCGGGCACCCAUCUGACACUGGACCCCAGGUACGCUAGGAGGGACCCACAUCCUUGUUUAACUCCCCUGGGGGCAAGCCGUGAGUCCUAGAGGGGAUAAUUAUUAUUUUAAUUCUCGCCGAGGACUAGAGUGCAAUAAUCCAAGGAUUCGGGAAACGAUUGCCCAAGCAAAGCGCCUCUUGGCAUUGAGGACGGCACGACCAAAGUUAAAGGCCAACAUUGUGAGAAUCUCCGCCUUAAACCAGCGGAGGAUCGAGAUUAAAUCAACAAGCCCCGACUGUACAGGACCACUAGAGACAAGAGAAGAACGAUUGUUCUUCAAUCACUGAAGCAUAGCUUGCAAUAGCAGCGUGAAGGGCAGCUUGCACUGUCCCAGGGGAGGAAGGACAAAGCACCCCUCAAGUAGAAGAAAAGACACGGGAAUUGCUGCGCCUUGCAGAGCUCCCUCUGACGACUGGUGUACCCUUGCAAAGUGCAAGCCCGCAGCACCAGCAGAGGGUCGCUCGCAUCCGGCACCCGCCGCCUUAUGUGGUGCCUGGAGAGGCUCCGCUUGGGUCCCGAGCGCCUCCUGAGGGGCAGGAACGGGAUUCUUCAGGGUCGGGGCCGCCGAGCCCCGGCCCUCAUGCCCGCCGCGUGGGAAAACGUGCUCACCCCGGACCGCAUCCCUGAGUUCUGCAUCCCCCCGCGACUCGCGCCCUGCACGGCCCUGGCUGCACUCCGGGUUUCCUGGAUCCAAGCGGCAGAAAUAGACAACGCCGCGGGGCACACGGACUGGGACCCGCGCUCGCAGGCCGCGCUCUCGCUGCCGCACCUGCCGCGCGCGCGCACCGCCUACGGCUUCUGCGCGCUGCUCGAGAGCCCGCACACUCGCCGCAAGGAGUCGCUCUUCCUCGGGGGCCCCGGGGCCGCCCCGCUCCUGCCCCCGGGCGCAGCCCCCGCCCCCGCCCCCGCGCUCCCCGCCGGCGCCCGCCCGACCUCGGACGCGCCCGCCCCGCCGCCCGGCGCCCGCCGCCUCCUGCGCGCCCCCGAAGGACUGCUGAGCCGCGCGCUGCGGGCCCGGAGGAGCCGCGGCCUGGCGCGCGCCCGCGGCGCGUCCAGCGGGGACGAGGACGAGGACGAGCAGCGCGGCGCCGGCUCGCGGCCCCCGGCCCGGGCCCCCUCCGCGUCCCCGCCGCCGCCGCCGCCGCCGCCGCCUGGCUCCGACCCGGGGCCCGAGUGCCUGGAGGCCGAGGGCACCGUGGCCCUGGGCGGCGCCGGGGGCGCCCUGCGCCUGGCCGCCCAGUACAGUCGGGCCAGCGGGCGGCUCCGCGUCCGGCUGCUGGGCGCCCAGGGCCUGGCCGCGGGAGCCGCCGAGCCCCGCGCCGUCGGCUGCCGCGUCAGCUUCGUCCUGCGGCCGCCGGGCAAGACGCGGCCGCAGCGCAGCGCCGUGGUGCGGCCGAGCCGCAAGGCCGCCUUCGACCAGGACGUGUGCCUGGACGGGCUGUCGGAGGACCAGGUGCGCCGCCUGGCCGUGCGCGUCACGGCGGAGAAGCGGGGCCGCGGCCGGGAGCGGGGCCGCCUGCUGGGCCAGGGCGAGCUGCUGCUGGGCUCCCUGCUGCUCCCCUGAGGGCGCCCGGGCCUCGGGCCGCCCGUGCCCUCGGGGCGCUCUCCGCCCGCUGGGAACCCGGGCACGGCCAGCCGCUCCGUACAAAACAAAUGCUAUUUAUUUAUUCUUCUACCCAGGACUUUGUUCAGUCCAAUAUUGGCACAUAUGUUGCUAGAUUAAUUACCACAAUAAAGGACGUAAUAUUUUGUGUAAUGCCUUCAAAAUUCGUUUCAGCAA